Penicillium diatomitis is the source of this 1452-nucleotide messenger RNA. Its product is annotated as glycosyltransferase family 4 protein. The transcript has a single exon. Gene Ontology annotation, molecular function: glycosyltransferase activity. The record is from RefSeq and is a predicted model, not a curated record. The coding region runs from base 1 to 1452 and encodes 483 amino acids. NCBI's taxonomy places the organism in Eukaryota, Fungi, Ascomycota, Eurotiomycetes, Eurotiales, Aspergillaceae.
AUGGCCGAGAUCUCACCACUCAUAGCGGCCUUCCAACCGAGCCAUGAUCAAUUUCCCAACGUGCUUCGUGGAAAAAAGGUCCUUCUUGCGACGGAGUCAUGGGGCCCGGUCAAUGGAGUGAGCCGCACAACUCGCAGCUUGGUGGAAUACCUUCGCAAUCAUGGCGUCGAUCUCAUCGUGGUGGCACCUCACUUCAAGGGAGACUCGGAAAAGCCAAACCUCCCGUGGGAGUAUCGUCUCCCAGGAUGCGCACUACCAUACAAUCCAGACUUGACCGUGGUAUAUCCGUUUCAGAUUCAUGAGGUGUAUCAGCAGACAUUUGAACCCGAUCUCAUCUACCUCGCGAGUCCCGCAUCACUCGGCUUCCAGAUGCUACUACAGAUCCGCCAACUGCGAUCACCUCCGCCAGUGCUACUCAAUUUUCAAACGGAUCUGUCGGCCUAUUCAGAGGUUAUGCUACCAACUCCACUCGAUCAAUUCGGAGUCUGGCUACUGGCCACUGUCCAAGGGUUUCUGUUUCGAACAAGAGCGAUUCAUACGAUUUUUUAUCCCUGCUCAGCGAUUCGAAGCUAUCUCGAACGCGCGGGUGCGCCGGCUGAUCGCCUGGUGCAGUUAGGUCGUGGCGUUGACACGACGUGCUUCAAUCCAAAGCAUCGUGACGACAAGCUCCGCCGAGAAAUCGCACCAAAUGGGGAGAUUAUUCUCAUCACUGUAUGCCGAAUUGCUCCAGAGAAGGGGUUUGAGUUUCUCGCACAGGUGGCCACACGCUUGGCCGCUGAAAAGGUGCCUUUCAAACUAGUCAUUGUUGGAGGUAAUCGAAACCCAGCAGUCGAGCAGCAGGUUCAGCGCUUGUUCAACGGAGUUCGAGAGUACGUGAUUUUCACUGGAUUUCUCACUGGAGCUCCUCUGGCUCGUGCCUACGCAUCAGCGGACGUGUUUUUGCACUGCUCCAUCACCGAGACCUUUGGCCUAGUCGUGCUAGAAGGCAUGGCGAGUGGCCUUCCGGUAAUCGCACGCGAUCAGGGGGGACCAUCUGACAUCAUCCGUCACGACCAGACGGGGUAUUUGGUCAAUCCUCGAGAUCUCAAUGCCUUCACAGACUUGACGCGCGAAGUGGCGCAAGAUUCACAACUACGUACAAGACUCGCUUUAUCUGCUCGUCAGUACGCCGAUGAUACCACAUGGGAGAAGAUCAAUCGCCGAGCGGCCUGGCAGAUUGCGGAUGCCCUCACACGGAACGAUCAAGAGUCACAUGGUACACAUCCGGUAUCACGGCCUGGAGUUCUCGCUUCCAUUCUGGAACACAUCUGCCUCGGAUUGGCGGUGGGCACGGUGUACUUUAUGUGGUUGAUCGCGGUAGUCCCGCUUAUUGUCCACGGUCAUCGCUUUAUUCCUCGAGCAUGGCAAGUGCUACGCAAUCAGUUUCAAUCCACUCGGCCGCUGCGAGGUUGA